Pseudopipra pipra is the source of this 1271-nucleotide messenger RNA. RefSeq names its product secreted frizzled related protein 2 (gene SFRP2). The record is from RefSeq and is a predicted model, not a curated record. Gene Ontology annotation, molecular function: Wnt-protein binding. Gene Ontology annotation, biological process: non-canonical Wnt signaling pathway; canonical Wnt signaling pathway. NCBI's taxonomy places the organism in Eukaryota, Metazoa, Chordata, Aves, Passeriformes, Pipridae. The transcript has 3 exons. The coding region runs from base 160 to 1038 and encodes 292 amino acids.
GCCCCAGCACCUCGCUCAGACCCUCCGUCCCCGUCUGGCAGCAGGAGCCCGGGCUGGGGGACGCUGCCUGCGGCUGAGGGCAGCGCCGCGCCGCCCGCCCCGCCACUCCGGCCCCCGAGCCUUUCGCCAGCCCCCCCGCCACCUUCUCCGCGCCCCAAAAUGCAGCGCCGCCUCUGCGCCCUGCUCCUGCUGGCGUCCCACUGCAUGGGCUCGGCCGCCGGGAUCUUCCCCUUCGGGGAGCCCGACUUCUCCUACAAGCGCUCCAACUGCAAGCCCAUCCCUGCCCCGAUGCUGCUGUGCCGGGGCAUCGAGUACCAGAGCAUGCGGCUACCCAACCUCCUGGGGCAUGAGACGGUGCAGGAGGUGCUGGAGCAGGCCUCCACCUGGAUCCCGCUGGUGCAGAAGCAGUGCCACCCCGACACCAGGAAGUUCCUCUGCUCCCUCUUUGCCCCCGUCUGCAUCGACGACCUGGACGAGAUCAUUCAGCCCUGCCACUCGCUUUGCGAGGAAGUGAAGGAGAGCUGCGCCCCAGUGAUGUCCGCCUUCGGCUUCCCCUGGCCCGACAUGCUGGACUGCAGCCGCUUCCCCAAGGACAACGAUCUCUGCAUCCCGCUGGCCAGCAGCGACCACAUCCUCCCCGUCACCAGGGAAGCACCCAAGGUCUGUGAUGCCUGCAAAAACAAAAAUGAAGAUGAUAAUGACAUCGUGGAAAACCUCUGCAAAAACGACUUUGCCUUGAAGAUAAAAGUGAAGGAGAUUGCCUACAUCAAUGGGGAUACCAAGAUCACCCCCGAAACAAAGAGCAAAACCAUCUACAAGCUGAAUGGGCUGACAGAAAGGGAUCUGAGGAAGAUAGUGCUCUGGCUCAAAGGUGGCCUCCAGUGUACCUGCGAUGAGAUGAACGACAUCAACGUCCCCUACUUGGUGAUGGGGCAGAAGCAAGCUGGGGAACUAGUGAUCACCUCGCUGAAGCGGUGGCAGAAAGGGCAGCGGGCUUUCAAGCGGUUCUCCCGCAGCAUCCGCAAACUACAGUGUUAGUGGCUUAAUCUCUGGCUGUCUCCAGCAGCCGUCUCUGUCCCAAGCUCUCUGGGCCCCCCGCACCUUCCUGCUUUGGCUCCUCUGAGCCUCAAGAUGCCAUUGGGCACAAGGCACAGUGACCGCUCUCCGAGAGGGGAGGAACCCCUCCGUUUUUGUACAUAAGUUAAAAUGUAAUAAUAAUAAAAAUAAUUAAAAAAAAGACUAUUUUUGGGAAGUAUUACAGUCUCUUGCUU